Messenger RNA from Penicillium olsonii, 1014 nucleotides. NCBI's taxonomy places the organism in Eukaryota, Fungi, Ascomycota, Eurotiomycetes, Eurotiales, Aspergillaceae. The record is from the annotation of a GenBank genome assembly.
AUGCAGUUCAAGCUGAAGCCAUUUGGUGACUAUGAUGUCGAUGUCAAGAUCGAAGCCUGCGGCGUGUGUGGAAGUGAUGUGCACACCAUCAGCGGAGGAUGGGGCGACCAGAAGUUCCCCCUUUGCGUGGGUCACGAAAUCAUUGGCCGGGCAAUCCGUGUCGGCCCCAAGGUCACAUUGAUCAAAGAAGGCGAGCGAGUCGGAGUCGGCGCCCAAUCCUACUCCUGCGGCGAGUGCAAGCAAUGCCGCAACGACAACGAAACCUACUGCCCCGUGCAGAUGAUGGACACCUACGGGUCCGAGUGGCCCGAGACCGGCAUCGUCAGCCAAGGCGGAUACUCCUCCCACGUCCGCACCCACGAGCACUGGGUCUUCCCCAUCCCCGACGCUCUGGAGAGCAACACCGUUGCCCCGAUGCUGUGCGCCGGUCUGACCGCGUACUCUCCACUGGUGCGCAAUGGCGCCGGACCCGGCAAGAAGGUUGGCAUUGUCGGGCUGGGAGGCAUUGGACACUUUGGAGUCAUGUUUGCGAAGGCGCUGGGUGCGGAGACGUGGGCUAUUUCGCGUUCGCGCGCGAAGGAGGCCGAUGCGCUGAAGCUUGGCGCGGACGGAUACAUUGCUACUGCUGAGGAAGGGUGGGAGCAGGCUCACCUGUGCUCGUUUGAUUUGAUUAUCAACUGUGCGAACUCUUCUGAGGGCUUUGAUCUGGCGCGAUACCUGUCUAUGAUGGAUGUUCAUGGUCGGUGGAUUAGUGUGGGUCUGCCCGAGGAGGAGGGUCAGGUCAUCAAGGCCCAGAACUUGAUCUCCAACGGUGUGCUCAUUGGUGCUAGUCACUUGGGUAGCCGUCGUGAGAUGCUUCAGAUGUUGCAGCUGGCUGCGGACAAGGGGCUGAAGGGAUGGGUGGAGGAGAUUGCCAUCAGCGAAGAUGGCCUCAAGGAGGCCAUGGAGCGGAUGAAGAAGGGCGAUGUCCACUAUCGGUUUACGUUGACGGGAUAUGAGAAGAUCUUUGGGUAG